Molecule: messenger RNA, 6165 nt
Organism: Myripristis murdjan (pinecone soldierfish)
Lineage: Eukaryota; Metazoa; Chordata; Actinopteri; Holocentriformes; Holocentridae
Product: contactin-associated protein-like 4
Exons: 23
Source: RefSeq, a predicted model, not a curated record
ACAGAGGUGUGUGACAGCCCGCUGGUGUCCAAUCUGCCGCCGUCGUCCUUCAGAAGCUCCUCCCAGCUGUCCAACAGCCACGGGCCGGGCUUCGCCAAGCUCAACAGGAGAGAAGGAGCUGGAGGCUGGUCUCCCCUCACCUCAGACAGGUAUCAGUGGUUGGAGGUCGACCUGGGUGGGCGGACCCAAAUCACAGCUGUUGCUACACAGGGUCGCUACGGCAGCUCUGAUUGGCUGACGGCCUACCUGCUGAUGUUCAGCGACACCGGACACAACUGGAAGCAGUACCGGCAGGAAGACAGCAUAGGGGCCUUCCCGGGGAACAGUAAUGCAGACAGCGUGGUCCAGUACAAGCUGCAGCAGCCGGUGAUCGCUCGCUUCCUCCGCCUCAUUCCUCUGGACUGGAAUCCCAGCGGGCGGAUCGGACUCAGACUGGAGACGUACGGCUGUCCUUACACCUCUGACGUGGCGAGCUUCGACGGCAGCGGCGGCGGCCUGCUCUACAGGCUGAGCCGUGGGCCGAGGCAGACGUCCAGAGAGAUCAUCUCUCUGAAGUUUAAAACCCUGAGGAAUUCUGGGAUACUGCUGCAUGUGGAGGGACAGGGAGGACUCAGCCUCACUCUGGAGUUAGAGAGAGGAAAACUACUGCUGCUGCUCAGACAAGGUAGGAGUUUGACGUCUGAAACCCAGCGUCUCGUCUCCCUGGGCAGCCUGCUAGACGACCAGCACUGGCACCAUGUCGCAGUGGAGCAGCUCAGCGCUCACCUCAACCUCACCGUGGACAAAAACACACAGCAGGUUCAAAUCCCAGCCGAGUUCAGCCGCUGGGACAUCGAGCAGCUGAGUGUAGGAACUCUCCACAACCUCGGCUCUCACAAACCAGUCGUCUCCAAGAGGAACUUCCAUGGCUGCCUGGAAAACCUGUUUUAUAACGGCCUCAACCUGAUAGACCUGGCUAAACAUAACGACCACCAAGCUACUGUAAUGGGCAAUGUGACCUUUUCUUGUGCUGAGCCAGUUUCUGUUGCCGUCACGUUCACCGGCCCCCAGAGCUUCCUGCGGUUGCCGGGGGCGACAGCGUCGUCGUCUGGGGGCGUGUCAGUGGAGCUGCAGUUCCGCACCUGGAACAAGGCGGGGCUGCUGCUCACUUUUGACCUCCCCCAGCAAGGGGGCGUGGCCUGGCUGUACCUGAGCGAGGCCAGGCUCCGCCUACAGAUCCACAGGGCUGGCAGGGUGCUGCUGGAGCUCAGCGCAGGUUCUGGUCUGAAUGACGGUCAGUGGCACUGGGUGGAGCUGAACUCCAGACGAGCUCGUCUGACCAUCACAGUGGACAAAGAGGAAGGAGGCACCGCUCAGGCCAGCCCCUCAUUUCCUGUCACCGCAGGACGGCACCUCUUCUUUGGUGGUUGCCCUGCUGAGGCUGACGGCCAGGAGUGCAGAAACCCCUUUAACGUCUUCCAGGGCUGCAUGCGUCUCCUGACUCUGGACAAACAACCAGUCGACCUGAUCAUGGUGCAGCAAAGGCUGCUGGGAAACUACAGCCAGCUGCAGAUCGACAUGUGUGGCAUCAUCGACAGGUGUUCUCCCAAUCACUGUGAACAUGGCGGCAGCUGCAGUCAGUCCUGGACCGUCUUCCACUGUAACUGCUCUGACAGCGGCUACAGCGGAGCCACCUGCCACAGCUCUGUGUACGAGCAGUCCUGCGAGGCGUACAAACACAGAGGCAACACGUCAGGCCAUUAUUACAUCGACGUGGACGGCAGCGGACCCAUCAGACCACAGCUGAUCUACUGCAACAUGACAGAGGAGAAGACCUGGAUGGUGAUCCAGCACAACAACACAGAGCUGACCAGAGUCCGACCGUCGCCGGGCGGAAACCAGCACUCAGCCCACUUUGACUACUCAGCUGAAGAAGAGCAGCUACUGGCCGUCAUCAGCCAAUCAGAUCACUGCGAGCAGGACCUGUCCUACCACUGCAGGAAGUCCCGCCUCCUCAACACACCAGAAGGCUCUCCGUUCAGCUGGUGGCUGGGUGGUCCAGGUCCGGGGCGUCUCCAGACUUACUGGGGCGGAGCGCAGCCGGGCAGCCAGCAGUGUGCCUGCGGCCUGCAGGGCACCUGUGUGGACCCACAACACUACUGCAACUGUGACGCCGACCGCAUGGAGUGGGCUAAUGACUCAGGUCUGCUCACCCAUAAGGAGACCCUUCCGGUCAGGUCUCUGGUGCUUGGUGACAUCCAGAGGCCGGGCUCAGAGGCCGCCUACAGGGUGGGACCCCUCCGUUGUCAUGGAGACAAGAAUUUCUGGAACGCUGCGUUUUUCGACAAGGAGACGUCGUACCUCCACUUCCCCACCUUCCACGGGGAGCUGAGCGCAGAUAUCUCCUUCCUGUUUAAAACCACCGCCUCCUCCGGCGUGUUCCUGGAAAACCUCGGCAUCAAAGACUUCAUCCGCAUCGAACUGAGCUCCUCCACUGAGGUGGUCUUCUCCUUCGAUGUGGGUAAUGGGCCUCUGGAAGUUCGCGUGGAGUCUGGCGCCCCGCUGAACGACAACCGGUGGCACAGAGUCCGAGCCGAGCGCAACGUCAGGGAGGCGUCGCUUCGCCUGGAUGAACUUCCUGCCGCCACACAGGAGGCUCCUGCUGACGGACACUUCCACCUGCAGCUCAACAGCCAGCUCUUCAUAGGAGGCACGGCGUCCAGGCAGAAGGGCUUUCGGGGUUGUAUUCGCUCUCUGCAGCUGAACGGCGUCACCCUGGACCUGGAGGAGCGGGCGAAGAUCACACCCGGGGUUCGACCCGGCUGCCCGGGCCACUGUAGCAGCUACGGCUCGCUGUGCCAGAACCAGGGCCGCUGUGUGGAGAGAGCCAGCGGCUUCUACUGCGACUGCAGCCUGUCUGCCUACACUGGAGCCUUCUGCCACAGAGAGAUCUCAGCCAGCUUCAAGUCGGGGACGUCGGUCAGCUACACCUUCAAGGAGCCGUACGAGUUAAGCAGGAACAGCAGCGCCCUGCCCUCCUCCAUCUACUCCGACAUGACCCUGCGAGGAGAAAACAUCUCGCUGAGCUUCAGGAGCAGCCAGAGUCCGGCUCUGCUGCUCUACGUCAGCUCCUACUACAGAGAAUACCUGGCCCUGCUCAUCAACAAGCACGAUAAGCUGGAGGUGAGGUACAAGCUGGACAGCAGCAGAGAGGCUGAAGUGUUGAGGAGCAGAGUGAGGAGUCUGGCCAAUGGACAGCUACACACUGUUAGCAUCAGGAGACUGGCAGACACUGUCUCUGUCCAGAUUGACCGGAACGCCAGAGAGGACUUCAACCUGACAUCCGACGGAGAGUUCAACGCCAUCAAGUCGCUGGCUCUCGGCAGAGUGCACGACACUGCGGACUGGGAUCCAGAUCUGGCCCGGCUGGCCUCUCUGGGCUUCACCGGCUGUCUGUCAGUGGUUCACUUUAACUCCAUCAGCCCUCUGAAAGCGGCGCUGUUCUUCCCGGACAGCAGCCCUGUCGUCAUCACCGGCCCGCUGGCCCGCUCCAACUGUGGCUCCUCCGCUCCGGCCGAUCCCUACGCAGCAGAAAACACACACCACCUGCUAGACCAGUCUGGUUCAGUGGGUUCAGGUCAGCCUUUAGUCAAUGCCAUCAGGACUGACUCGGCUCUGAUUGGAGGUGUGAUCGCGGUGGUGAUCUUUGUGAUCGUGUCCGGCCUGGCGAUAAUGGCCAGAUUCCUCUACCGGAGGAAAGAGACGUACCAGAACCAGGAGGCGAAGGCGGUGAAAGUCGAGGACAGCCCGGAGUUCCCCUUCAACAGCCCGGCCGACUCCCAGAACGUCUCCGGCGAAAACCCCAAGGAGUAUUUCAUUUAACUGGAGCGCUGAGCUGCGGACGAGCCGGCGGUGUCGGAGCUGAGGGGACGGACGGGGCCGCCCCGCCUCGCCUCAGGACUUUACACGGCACGCAGAAAGACACUCGGACACUUGGCCGGCGCCAGCGGCUCAGCAACACGUCGGACAACGGCAAAAAAGAACAAUAAGUCUGUUUUUUGGUUGCUCUCCUGUGAAUAGUGUACAUACUGGUACAAACAAGCAAAACGUGUUGGACUCAUAAGGUGUUGAUACUCUUGUUUCAGAGACUGUAAAGAGUCACAAAUGUAAAUGUUGAAUUAAUGUCUUUAUAACAACUUCUGGCUAUUGUCACUCUGUCAUAUCGAACUGUUAGAGGUAAUUAACGGAGCUGUUGAUAUUUUUCAUGGAGUAUUAUUCAGAGGAUUCAAGCAACUUUUGUUCUAGUGAAACUAGGUGCCUCGUCUGGAGUCUGGAAUGAUUUAUAUGCAUUUUUCUAAGGGAAUGAUGAAUGUUUGAUUGUUUACUGCACUGGAAAAGAGGUCUGAGCCAUAAAUAAGAUUUUGGUAGACGGUCAUGGUUAUGCAAUUUCUACCCUUCUUUCUCUCUUUCUUCCUUUCUUUGUUUCUUUGCAUCUGCACAUAGGACACUAAAAGGAACCCAAACACCUCCAUGAGCUCUGAACGUAUCUAGUUUUCUAUAGUUUGUGCUGUUUCCCUCAAAAGCCUUUACAUGUCAUUCCCUCUACUUUUUCUUUGCGCAGUGACUUAAAUAAAUCUUCUCUUCCCUGCAGCCUGCUGGGAGUUUCUCUAGCAGCUCUCUAAAUGUCUCUGAAGAGCAAAGCUUUUACCACAGACAGCAGCACCGCCUCUGUAACACUGUGACUGUCUGUCACCUCGCUCGCUCCACGCUCAGACAUUUAAUGUGUUUGUAAAAUGCUAAUCUGGCCGGUCUGACAGGUAGAUUGCGACUCACGGGAAGCGGAGAGAUGAUCAGAAAGAGAGAUAAUCCGUGCGACAUGGAUAUAAUGAAAAGCAGCCGUUCUGAUAUUAACAGUGGAACAUAAAGCAAAUCCCUCCAUGUCUUCACUCCGCUCAUCCAGAAACACUGACGCCGCUGACGGAGAGCGGAUCGACAGCAGCUGUUUAUCAAACACACACACACACAGUUUCUCUGCAAGACCCCAGCGCACAGAUGGGAUUUUAAUGAGAAAAGUUGAAAGGAAAAACUUAAAAGUGCAUUAUUCAUCACUUUGUUUGUGUGUUUGUAUUUUUUUUCCCAUUCUUUUAUUUGUUUCUUUCAUAUCUUUGUCGCCACAGUGUUGAUAUCACAGUAAACAAGUAGUAGCCGUUAUACAGGCUCAUUGAAUCAAGGCUGCUGUAAUGCGGAGGCAGCGUCUUGCUCCUCUGAAGCUGUGAAGUGGAAGCAAACUUGUCAGCCAGAUCGUCUUGCAAAUGGGUCACUACACGAGGUUGCUGCAUAAGCAAAUCGCUGCCUUGCAGAGAUCAAGGAGAGCAAGAGGAAUAAGAGCCAGACAAAGUGAAACUGAGGCCUUGUCCACACUUAGACAGGUAAAUUUGAAAAUCUGGUUUGUAGUCUAGUACAAAGCGUAUAACAUGUGCAGGCUGUGUGUGUAGAUCUGCACGUGCUUGAUGGAUGCACGCAGAUCUUCUCUGAAACUGCUCUGCCAGGUUAUGUAGACAUGGCCUGAGAAAAAAACUGCUUCAUUACCUUCAUCGUCAUCAUCUUCUGGACUGACAAAAGGAUUUGUGCUGCAGAAAUGAACAACAUGCAUUGUUUUGUAGCACCUGUUGCUCCAAUAUUCCCCCUUUUUUUAAUCUUAACUUGCGUCACGAUGUUUAACCUUGCUUUUGCAGGGCGGAUUAAGAGAAAAUUAGUCAAUUGACCAAUUCCAGCAAUUCCUCCUGAGGGUGGAUCAUCAGGCCACCAGGUAAUUCACUGAUGCAUGCAGUAUGUGCAGCUGGACUUUAGUUAUGGUCAACUCCGUGCUAUAUCAUCAUCUAACAUUCUGUAUUGAACAAGAAUAUCACUGCGGUUUCAUGUUGGGAUGUGUUUGUGUCCUAAAUUAUGUUAAAUCUGAAAUUUGAGAGAUCUACAUUUUGGCUGACAGUGGUUUGGUUUCUCUUCUGGCAGAGCAUCGGUUUGACUCAAAGUGAACAGUCGGCAGUGUAACUGUAAUAAUGUAAUGGUACUUAAGGUGUUGGUGACUGGUGAGUAACUGUAAAGUUUGUACGUUUGAGUGACAUGCCAUAAAAAAAUAAUCAUAUUCAGGUCUUUUGGUUAUCUACAAAAUCCUGUUUGAUUAAA